UGCCUCUAUUCUAUGUAGAUGACAGAGUCCACCUAGAGUGAAGUAGUGUGCGUGUGUUGGUGAUCACGAGGGUUGCAUCAUUGAGAGCAUCGAGUCUGGGAGUCAGUCUGUAUUUAGAUAGCAUCGGACACGGUUCAUAGAACCUACAGUGUGAACAAGUAUAAUUCAGAGUGCUACAAAAUGGCGACGAGGUUUUCGAACCAAAAGUGUGUCUGAAAAAAGCAAUCCUAAAAAAAAUUAAAUAAAUUAUUCUACCUCUUUUUGAAGAAGGUUACCGAAAGUGUCAAAAAUGUCCAUCAAUAGCCUCAGCGGCAUUCCUGAAGAUGGCAACCAAAAUUCACAGGUUGUGCAUCAAAAUGUGUCAUUCUUUAGCCCAGCAUCAUAUAAUCUACCCCAUUUUAAAUAUAAACAUCUCCCACCGUCGGAGAUUAGAAAUUCAUGGGUGUCAUGGAUUCGGUGGUUCGAGAGCAUUAUGGAUGCGGCUAAUAUAAUUGAUGGACAUAACAGGAAGGUGCAACUAAUGGCUAUGGGUGGCUUAGAGCUACAAAGUGCUUUUUAUGGAUUACCAGGGGUAGAUCAGAACACAGAUCCAAACAUUGAUCCUUACUCGUUAGCGAAAGAUAUGCUCACGAACCAUUUCUCUCCAAAGCAUCACGACAGCUUUGAGCGUUUUAUGUUCUGGAAUAUGAAGCCUGAAGAUGAUGAACCCAUAGAGAAAUUUGCUCUGAAGGUUCAACAGAAGGCCGAGAAAUGCUCAUUUGGCAAAUCAGAAGUGGAGAGUCGCCACAUUGCCAUUGUUGACAAAAUCGUUCAAUAUGCGUCCGAUGAGUUGAGACAAAAGUUGCUUGAAAAGGAAACAUUGACCUUAGACGAUACGAUGAAAAUAGUAAAUGCAUAUCAGUCAGUUCGUUACCAAGCGUCUCGAAUGACCACCAAAACCCCGAAUAACCAUGUGUACAAGCUCUAUGACGCGGCAAAGAGUGAUGCAAGAACAAAUGCGAGGUGUUUGCGUUGUGGAUACAAAAUCCACAUUCGGAAGGACCAAUGUCCAGCAUUGACAAAGACCUGCUUGAAGUGCCAUAAGGUUGGUCAUUUCCAAUCAGUAUGUAAAUCGAGCUCGAAGCCAGUGAACAAUCAGGUAGGUGACACAAAUUUGGAAAUAGAAAAAUAA
Armigeres subalbatus is the source of this 1171-nucleotide messenger RNA. RefSeq lists its product as uncharacterized. The record is from RefSeq and is a predicted model, not a curated record. Gene Ontology annotation, molecular function: nucleic acid binding; zinc ion binding. The transcript has 2 exons. Lineage: Eukaryota; Metazoa; Arthropoda; Insecta; Diptera; Culicidae. Bases 290 to 1171 code for a protein of 293 amino acids.